Molecule: messenger RNA, 6893 nt
Organism: Cyprinus carpio (common carp)
Lineage: Eukaryota; Metazoa; Chordata; Actinopteri; Cypriniformes; Cyprinidae
Gene: dennd4b
Product: DENN domain-containing protein 4B-like
Biological process (GO): regulation of Rab protein signal transduction
Cellular component (GO): cytoplasmic vesicle
Molecular function (GO): protein binding
Source: RefSeq, a predicted model, not a curated record
UGCGUCACUUCAGCAGCGCGCAGGAACCUUCACGACAUGACGCUGAUAGACGUGCUGAUCAUAGACACUUAAUAAACGAUUAUAAUCAGAAUAUUAUUCAUUCAGACCGAUCAGAAGCCGCAUCUGCAGUCGGGCUGCCGCGCUUCCCCGUCACAGUCAGUGUAAUGCGGCUCCGCGCCGCUGGGCGUCAGUCCGCGCGUCGCGUCUGCAGCUGCGCGAAGCCUCUGCUCGCUUUCUGUCCGUGAUGGCGGAACGCAGCGGCGACGGUCGUUCAGCGCAGUGAACCUCGAGCCCGAACGCGUCCCGGUACCGGCCGCACUGAAUGACAGUCGAGUGAGUCGUUAUGAGCCGAAGCUCCAGGAUGAGAUGAGAGCCGAACUGAGCCGAUCUGCGCUUCUGCUGCCGAGUGGUGUUUAGACCGGCGUGAUGACGGAGGAGCGAUGUCCUCAGCUGGUGGAUUAUUUCGUGGUGGCGGGUCUGGCGGGCGCCGGGUCUCCGCUGGACGAGGAGGGUCAGCAGAGGGGCGUGAGAGCGCUGCAGCCCGUCACUGAUCUGGCCGUGAUCGCCCGUGGCCUCGGGGAGGACGUUCCUGAGGGGUUCACCUGCAUCGAGAAGACACAGGGAGGCCAUCCGGCGGAGCUGAGCGCAGGCCUGCUCAACAACACACACAUGUUCCUGUGCUACCGCAGAGGACACGACAAACCGCCCCUCGUCGAGCUCGGUGUUCUGUAUGAGGGGAAGGAUCCGGUCCGGCCGGGGUGGCAGGUGAUCGAGACGACGCCGUACAGUCGUUCUGCGAGCCUGAGCUCCGGCGGUCCCACAAUGCACCGCACCUUCCUGAUGUUCCGCCGAGCGCCGGACUCACAGGCGCUGAACACGCUGGGCGUCACCGAGAUCUCACUGCUGAUGCCGAGCAAGGGCGAGACGGCGCCGCACACCUACUGCAGAGUGGACAAGAACCUCAACACCGGCAUGUGGGGUCCGGCGCUGUAUCUCUGCUACAAGCGUUCAGUGGCUAAAGCAAACGCUCUGGUGUACGAGGCAGGUCUGAUCAGCCGGUAUCCUGAGGAGGAUCUGGAGUCGUUUCCGCUGCCGGACUCUGUCCCGGUCUUCUGUCUGCCGAUGGGAGUGACGGUGGAGAGCUGGCCGCUCAACACUAAAUACCAGCUGCCCGUCUUCUCCACCUUCGUCCUGACCAGCGCCUCCGGAGACAAGGUGUACGGCGCUGCGAUCCAGUUCUACGAGGCGUACCCCCGCGAGUCUCUGUCGGAGCGUCAGUGUGUGCGUCUGGGUCUGCUGAGCGUCGUGGACCGGCGGCCCAUCACCAACCGCAGCGUCCAGGUCAAGAAGAGCAUCUGCGUUCUCUCACACUGGCCCUUCUUCAGCGUCUUCCAGAAGUUCCUCACCUUCAUCUACAGAUACUCCAUCUCUGGACCACACUGUGAAUGUGUGCUGCCGCUGGAGAAGCACAUCUCGAGCUUCAUGCACAACGUCCCGUUCCCGUCCGCGCAGCGUCCUCGGAUCCUGGUGCAGCUCUCUCCGUAUGAUAAUCUACUGCUCUGUCAGCCCGUGUCGUCUCCGCUGCCGCUCAGUGGGGCCAGUUUUGUGAAGCUGCUGCAGAAUCUGGGUCCGGAGAACGCGUGUUCGCUGCUGCUGGCGGUUCUGACCGAACACAAGCUGCUGCUGCACUCGCUGCGGCCCGAUGUUCUGACGUCCGUCAGCGAGGCGCUCGUCUCCAUGUCGUUUCCUCUGCGCUGGCCCUGUCCGUAUAUCCCGCUAUGUCCGCUGCGGAUGGCAGAUGUGCUGUGUGCUCCCAUGCCCUUCAUCGUGGGCGUCCACUCCAGCUACUUCGACCUGUACGACCCGCCGACCGACGUGGUGUGUGUGGAUCUGGACAGCAACACCAUCUUCCAAUCUGAAGAUAAGAAGCCUCUGUCCUGGAGAUCUUUGCCGAGGAAACAUGGGAAGAUCCUGCUGAACUCUCUGUCCAACCUGCACAAAACUCUGGAGAAGAUCUAUACUCCGGGUCAGGAGGAGGCCACGCUGGAGUUCCUGCUGACGGACUACGAUCUGAUCUACGGCCGUCAGAAGCAGCUGGAGCUGGAGAUCCAGGAGGCCUUCCUGCGCUUCAUGAGCAGUUUGCUGAGAGGAUACCGAUCCUUCCUGCUGCCCAUCACACAAGCGCCCUCCGACCGCACCACGGACUGCAGCUCGCUCUUCAACCUGCAGGGCUUCCUGAAGUCUCGUGACCGAACGCAGCAGAAGUUUUACACGCAGCUCACGAAGACGCAGAUGUUCACGCAGUUCAUCGAGGAGUGUUCGUUCGUCAGCGACCGUCACGGCUGCCUCGAGUUCUUCGACGAGUGUGUGCAGAAGGUGGACGUGGAGAAGCCGGAGGACGUGCGUCUGAUCGACCGUGACGAGUGUCACAGCGGGGAACACACGGUGUUCAUCAUGCCUCCGGAGGAGCCGCAGGAAGCUGACGGCUCAGAGUGUCCCGCACACUACAGCUAUGACACGUUCCCAGUCCUCCAGUCGGAUCUGUUCGAUCGGCCGCAGGAUCAGCUGCAGAUUCCGGCUAAAGGAAGUGCCCCCAGUAGCCCCGCCCCCCGCCGCACCAAACAGGAGAUCAAGCUGGCGCAGAAGAAGGCGCAGAAGUACUCGACGGUGCCGGAGAUGUGGUCCAAGUGUCUGCUGGGUCACUGCUACGGACUCUGGUUCAUCUGCUUACCAACAUUCGUCAGAGCAGAGAGCAAUAAAGUCCGAGUGCUGCACGCCGCGUACGAGGUGCUCAAACACAUGGAGACACGCAAGGUGGUGCUGCCGGACGAGGUGUGUUACCGUAUCCUCAUGCAGCUGUGUGGUCAGUACGGUCAGCCGGUUCUCGCGGUCAGAGUUCUGCUGGAGAUGAAGCGGGCGGGAAUCACACCCAACACCAUCACAUACGGAUACUACAAUAAAGCGGUGCUGGAGAGCAAAUGGCCAUCCACCAAUCAGGGAGGGCGUCUUCGCUGGGCGAAGCUUCGUAACGUGGUAUUGGCCGUGGCUCAUUUCAGGCAGCCAAUCAAACAGCAGCAGAGGAGCGCAUCAUUCAGCAGCCACGCAGGAGACGUGCUGUCUAAGCCCCGCCCCCACUCGGCUCUGAUUCGUAAAUACAGCUGGAGCGGGUUGAGUGACAGCUCGAGCCACGAGUCGCUGACGAGUCUGGCCAAGAGCAACAGUCUGAGCAGCGUUCAGGCGUCAGGAAGCAAGGUGAAGCUGUCAAAUCAAGCAGCUGCGCAGGCGACCGCAGCCUCACGCAAGCCUCCCGCCGGCCGCCGCAACACGCUGAGUCCUCCAGCGCCGGUGCUUGUGCGCCGCAGCGACGUCUGCCUGUCCACCUUCUACACAGACUGCGCAGAGACCGCAGACGCAGACUGCAGAGGUCAGCCGGAGAGGGACAGCAGGUCGGUGGAAGUGAGGGAGACUCUGAACAGGAAGUCGGUGGAUGAAAACUACAACAACGUGUCCUCUCCGAGCCGCGGUCUGGCCGGGAAACUGCAGCAGCUGCUGACGCCCACGAGGAACCGCGCAUCGGUGCGACGGGCCGCUAGCGUGGGUGACCGGCGGCCGGGAGCGAACGGACACCUGCACCGCACAUCGGAGCAGAAACAGUCCCGCAAGAGCCAGAUGACCGAGAGUCUGCUGAAGGCCAAGGAGCGGCUGUACAACGCCACGUCUGAGAGCUCUCUGUCUGUAGGGAGUGACAUUGACAUGAUGGACACCCAGACACUGGCAGUUCCUCUCAGGAAGUCGUGGGAUUCUGCACAGGAAGGGGCGGGCAUUGAGGUGCUGAUGUCGAGCUGCUCGCUGUGCCGCAGCUGUAAUUCUCUGGUGUAUGAUGAGGAGAUCAUGGCGGGCUGGUCGUCUGACGACUCCAAUCUCAACACCACCUGUCCGUUCUGCUCCGCGCCGUUCGUCCCGCUGCUGAACGCAGAGAUCUGUGACCCGGGGCCCGUCUGCAGUAACCUGAGUGCGGAGGAUGAGCUGGAGAAUAUCAUGCGUCCUCGCGCCGCUCCGGACGACACGCUCCAGCCCCUGUGUAACGGCGCCAGAGAGACGGACUCCAGCUCCGAGACCAGCAGCCAAUCAGAGAGCAGCGUGCCGUCAGUGGGCGGAGCCCCGCAGGUGACGGUGGCGUACCUGAGCCCGCUGGUGCUGCGCAAGGAGAUGGAGAGCCUGCUGGAGAACGAGGGCGAUGCUGUUCUCUCUCAGGUCCAGCUGCUGGACAGUCACUCCAUCCUCUUCUGGAAUCUGGUGUGGUACUUCACUCGCCUCGGCCUGCCCAGUAACCUGCUGCAGCUGCUGCGGACGUCUCCGCUGACCGCACGCCUCACACAGGGGUCAGAGGGCGCGGCGGUGCGUGUGAGGCUGCUGUGGGACACACUGACCCCAGAUACAGAGCAGUGGCCGGCGCUCUACAUGCUCUGGAGGAUUCACAGUCGCGUCCCCAUGCGCAACUACAGCUGGCGGCAUCACAACCAUCCCUUCAACCUCAACUUCCUGGAGGAAGUGCUGCGCUGGAUCGGCAUGAAUGAGGUACACAAGGCCAUCACGCUCUUCCUGGAUACAGUUGCUAAGCAGCCUGGCACUCCGCGGAUACAGAGGAGUCUGUACAGAGAGAUGCUCUUCCUCACGGUGGCCGCUAUGGGCAAAGAUCACGUCGCUUCCUUUGACAAGCGUUAUAAAGCGGCGUAUGUGCGCUUGAGCAGCUCUCUGGGCCGAGAGGAGCUGAGGAGGAAGAGAGUCCAGCCGCCCAGUCCUAAAGCCGUGGACUGCAGACGCUGCUUCCUGCUGCCGCUGGAGUGCUGAACACACUUCACACACACACUCAUACACACACACACACUCCGCUCGUCUCGUCUUGUCUCGUCACGUCAUGUCGUGUCUCAUCGUCGUCUUCACACUGCUUGAGGAGGAAAUGCGAGACAGUCCAAGCACUUCUGCUGGUACGUUCACUGCAGAUGCAGCUGUGCAUUAUGGGAAAGUGUGACCCGUUCACCAAAACUGCUUCUGUAUCCCACAAUGCCGAGAAAACUGACACCUGCCCGCCCCUUCGGACUAUUUCAUAGGAUCUAGUGUGGCGUCUGGAUUUACAUCGUUUAUUUCUGUUCGUUUGAUUUCAUGGAACUCAGAGAUGACGAUCCGGUUGUAAACGCCGGAAGGCAUCAUGGGAGAUAAUUCUGCACUGGAGUGUUGCUCUGAGCUUCUUCAUGUUAGUGUGAGAUGUUUCCCGACCAGCAGAUCCAUCGUCUCUAUUCUGGACAGGAGAGUUCCUCUGAACCGUGUUUGUGUGUGUGAGAGAAAGCAGUGCUGCUGUCGAGCUACAAACACAUGUUUUAUUCAGUCAUUUUAAAGGCUUUCUCCUGGAGAAUCAUGACCCCCACUCAAACCAGCUGCUUUUAGCUUUGAGAUGUUAUUCACAAACAUCAAACACAUUCACCUCCAAACUCUCACUCAUGUGACGAACAGAUCAUUUACAGACAGAAAUCAUUCUGAAAUCAAUCUCUCAUUCAAACCUGUCUUUCUUCAGUGAAACACACACGAAGAGAUUCUGAGAAACGUCCCAGUGUUUUCUGUUCAUAUGAUGAAAGUCAGCGGGUCCAGAGUUUUUCGUUUCCCAAAAUUCUCCAAAAUACAUUUAUUCAUUUAUCAAAUUGUUAAUUUUCAAAACAUCAGAAGAUAUGAGGAGGGUGAAUGAUGGCUAAAUUGUCUCAUUAAAUGCACACAUCAGGGUUGAAUUUGUAGAUUUUAUUUUAUGCUGUUUUCAGUCCUGUCUGAUGAUGAUUUAUUUUUUCUAUAUGCAGUAGGAGUCCAGGAUAUAAUACAAAACGAUGAAGGAACUAGAUGCAUUCAGUCCAGCUGACUUCCUGUACAUUUCACAGUACAUUUUUAAUACCAGCAGAGCUAGAAGUUACAAUAUUUAAUUUACAACAAUAAUUUGUGAUACCAAUGAUAAUUUUCCAUAUUGUUUUGCUAUCUCUCUCUCUCUCUCUCUCUCUCUAAAUAUAUAUAUAUAUAUACACUUCAAAACACUUUACAGUAAGAUUUCAUUUGUUAAUGCAUUAGCUAAAAUUAACUGUUAAUUAGCAAUAUAUAUUUUACAGCAUUUAUUAAUCUCUGUUUUUGUUGGUUAAUAAAAAUUCUAUUUUUUAAAUUUAUUUGCAUGCUAACAGUGCAUUAACUAAUAUUAAUAGACUUUUGAUUUUAAUAAUGUAUUCGUAAAUGCUCAAAUUUGCAUUACUUACAGUUAAUAAAUGCUGUAGAAGUAUUUUUCAUUGUUCAUGUUAACAGAUGAAAGCUCACUCUAAAGUGUUGUCAAAACUUGACUUGAUUUUCUUUAAUCAAACAUGUGGUUCUGUUGGUUUGGUGGGGAAGUGUGAUCAGCUGUGAUUCAUCCGCUCUGCUUCUCUGUUGUGUCGGGAAGCGUCUCGUUCUCGUUUGCUCUUGAGUUUAUGUAUUUGUCUGAGCUUCUCCUCCUGGAGUGAAACUGCUGUGAUCUGUUUAAAAUCACUGUUACAGAGGAAACGCCCGUGUAGGAUUUAAGCCACAUUCGUUAGUCUUAAUUUUAUUGACGGGGAAUAUGAACUUGCUAGAAGAGUUUUAGUGGCAUUAGAGGAAGUGAUGUAAGAGGAAGCUGUAGUUUGUGCUCUCAUUCACUGCAGUAACCGCAGCGCAGCCGAGCUUCACUGCAGCAUGAACGUCUGCAUUUAUCCAGAGAACAGAGAUUAUAAAGCUAUAUUUAAGUUUUCGUGUGUUUGCUGUGCUAAUUUAUAUUGAUGUGACCUUUGACCUUUGUUGUGAAUGUUGUUUUGUUUUUUUCUUUUUUAAGAAAACAGUUUUAAGAACCCUCA